UCACUAGUAAAUACGAGUUUAUCGUAUGUGUGGUAAUGAGAAAACCGGAAGAUGGAGUGACAAGCUGAAUAAAAAGUACGAUAUUUCAGUAUAAAUUUAUAUUCUCGUUGUUUGACGGAUGCUAAAUGAAAAUUCAACAUUUAUAGAUGUCCAGUGUGCACCUUAGAUCGUUUCACAUCAACGAAAAAGACAAUUUUCAACAUUCCAAAAUCACACGUGAUGUCCGCCGACGCUGGGGCAUCGGGCUCAACUAAUAAUGUAGUUGCUGCAACCAGCGGGGUGGUAGCGAAUGCUCCGCGGCUCGUCCCGGGGGCGUGCUCCCCGGCGAAUGCGGUAGCCAUCGCUCCACCACCCUCCGUCCCGACCACAUCAACUUGCACUGCUGCAGUGAAAAUCAGAGGCGCACCAAGCAAGUAUGUGAAAUUAAACGUUGGAGGAGCGUUGUUUUACACAACGAUUGAUACCUUGACGAAGCAGGAUAACAUGCUACGGGCAAUGUUUAGUGGCAGAAUGGAGGUUUUGACAGAUUCAGAAGGUUGGAUCCUGAUAGACCGAAGUGGGAAGCAUUUUGGUAUCAUACUCAACUAUCUACGAGAUGGUCACAUCCCAUUACCAGAAUCUGUACAGGAGGUAGAAGAACUUAUGGCAGAGGCCAAGUAUUAUCUUGUACAAAGCAUUGUUGAACAGUGUAAUAAGGUCCUCCUCAACAAGAAAGAUGAGUUCUACCCUGUCUGUCGUAUCCCUGUCAUAACAUCACAACGUGAGGCACAGAUGCUCAUUUCAAACUCUGCAAAGCCUGUGGUGAAAUUAGUUUACAACAGACAAAACAACAAAUAUUCAUACACAAGCAAUUCUGAUGACAACAUUCUGAAAAAUAUUGAGAUGUUUGACAAGCUUUCUGUUCGCUUCAAUGGCCGUGUGACAUUUGUAAAGGAUGUAUUUGUCAAUGAGGAAAUAUGUUGCUGGUCUUUCUUUGGGCAUUCCCGCAAGGUAGCAGAAAUCAGUUGUACAUCCAUAGUGUAUACCAGUGAGAAGAAACAAACCAAGGUUGAGUUUCCUGAAGCACGUAUCUUAGAAGAGACUCUCAAUGUGCUGCUCUAUGAGAGACACACAGAAAGCGAGAGUGACCCUGCUAUUUUACGCCAGAUAGGCUCUCUGGUAGCGGUUGGAACGUCAAGCUGUAGUGAUGAGGAUGAAGAUCAUCCAAGGGAUAUACGUCUACGUAAGACAUAGCAAUCAGCCGCAUGGGGCUGGAGAUUGGAAAGCUACCACGACCGACGCAAAUCAUUGUAACGGGAAUGAGUAGGAUGAGUGACGUCAUAUAAAGCAUCUAUGGGAGAGAUUUAAGAAAGCAAUGGUCUGUUCAGUUGGCCCACUGAUUUGCUGAUCUAUUUUAUCAUUUAUGCCUCUUGCUGACAUUGGAUUUUCAAAGCUUGUCAGGAUUGUUUGCAUGUGAUCAGAGUUUGACUCUUGAAGUCAAUGUAACAAACCAUAACAAUGGGUGAGGAUGUGAUUUAAUGGAUCAUUAGCAAACGUGGGUUGCUAUGUCAAAAGACCAUUUUUUCUGGGGGGAGCAUCAGAUUAAAUGUUAACUACAUGUAGAGAAAUAAAAACUCCCAAAGUGAGGUUUGAAUCAUGAAUUAUACAAAGUGCUGCAAACAAAGUUAGGUGUAUCAAUCAUCAAUUCAAGGCUAGCCAUAGUUUUUCAUAGUAUUAUUUGCAUGGAUUUAUCCUUAUUUCUUAUUACAUGUAGUUUCCUUUUCUAUUUUAUUAUUUUGCAUGUAUCACAUAUAUAUAUUUUUUUGUGAGUGAAAUUUGAAGAGGAUCUUUGUCCUUCACUUGUACAAAAUACUAAACAAUGAAACAAUACUAUGUGAGGAGUUCAGAUGUUUGUCUUAAUGAUAACUAGUUAUCUGAUUUAUUUUACAUCAAUGCAAUUAAAAAAAGGUUUUCAAGUAUUAAGCAUUAUAUCCUAACAGCAUUUGCAGAAUUAUUAUCGGUUUCUCACCAUAUAUAUGUAGUGAUCAAUAUUUACAAGGUGGGAACUGGUCUCUAAAAAGAAUUGUAAGGAAAAAAAGAAGAAAAUUUAACCACCCCUGGAUCAUCUGAACUAUUUUCAUGCACAAAUUAGUUUAUUAAGAAUAAAGAAGAUAUUUUGGAAAGUUGCAGUGAUCAUUUCAACUAACAUAAAUGGUAAUGAAUGAUGGUUACUUACACAUGUAUAUCUCUGCAAGAGAGGGAGAAAUAUGUAUAACUUAAUAAUAGAUCCAACAAAAUAAUGGUAUUCUUUUUCAAUCAUUGCCUUGCCCAUCAAUUCAAAGCUCUUUAUAGUAGAAGUAAGUCUGAAUUCUGACUCUAGCAAGCAUUUUAUAAACAUAUGUAAGAUAAAGGACUCAACAACUUAAUUUGCAGAUUGCAAUCUAUAUUUUUGUUUGAUGGCAGGUUUAAAUUUUUGUCUUUCUAACAUCAAAUUUGAACAUGCUCAAUGUUGCAUACCUCUUACAGCUAUUUUCAGUA
This is a messenger RNA of Lytechinus variegatus (green sea urchin), 2517 nucleotides long. RefSeq names its product BTB/POZ domain-containing adapter for CUL3-mediated RhoA degradation protein 3-like. Gene Ontology annotation, molecular function: ubiquitin-protein transferase activity; protein binding. Gene Ontology annotation, biological process: protein homooligomerization; proteasome-mediated ubiquitin-dependent protein catabolic process; negative regulation of Rho protein signal transduction. The transcript has 5 exons. The coding region runs from base 220 to 1233 and encodes 337 amino acids. The record is from RefSeq and is a predicted model, not a curated record. Gene Ontology annotation, cellular component: Cul3-RING ubiquitin ligase complex. NCBI's taxonomy places the organism in Eukaryota, Metazoa, Echinodermata, Echinoidea, Temnopleuroida, Toxopneustidae.